Messenger RNA from Aureobasidium musti, 282 nucleotides. The record is from the annotation of a GenBank genome assembly. Lineage: Eukaryota; Fungi; Ascomycota; Dothideomycetes; Dothideales; Saccotheciaceae.
AUGACCAAGAGAACCAAGAAGGUCGGCAUCACCGGAAAGUACGGUACCCGCUAUGGUGCUUCCCUCAGAAAGCAGGUCAAGAAGAUGGAAGUGACCCAGCACGCCCGCUACACCUGCACCUUCUGCGGCAAGGUCACUGUCAAGAGACACUCCGUCGGCAUCUGGGACUGCAAGUCUUGCAAGAAGACUGUUGCUGGUGGCGCUUACACCGUCUCGUACGUUUUCCCCCUCUCGACCACCAGGACGACGCAUCCUUCGCCUGAAUCUGGACAACCCGACUAA